ACACACAUACCACACAAGACCACACAAGACCACACAAGACCACAAAUACCACAAAGACCACAAAUACCACAAAUACCACAAAUACCACAAAUACCACACAAUCACCACACAAUCACCACAAUAACACAAUUAUAAAACAGAUUCGAAAGAACUUUUAUACCCAUCAAAACAUUUUGCCAAUUCUUUCACACCAGAACCAUCCACAUAUCAUACCAUGUUUGCGAUGCGAAUUUGAUUUUUGUCUGGGGAUUUUUUUGACGUUGGGAUUGUAUCAAAAAGCUCGAAAAACCGUUAAGCUACCCCAACGGAUUUUGUUAGUGUGCGUGUUAGUAGGUAUCAUCAUACCAAUCAAUACCGUACCAACUCUCACUCAUCAAUCAAAUUUCACAAAGGAGUUUUUACAUAUAUUUUCCCUCACACGACCACAAUUUUGAAUCAACUUAUCUUUUAAUGUUCCCACCGAACUUGGAUUCCCUCUAUCAAUUCAAUAACUAUCAACCAAAAAAAUAAUGGAUCUCUCCAGAGAAGAUGAAUAUUUUGAGUGGGUGGAUCGAACGGAUUUGGUCGAUGUUGCGCCGCGAAUCAUUCGUCAACCCGAGAUAUCAGCCUUGAAAGUUAUCUGUAUGGACGAUGCCGAGGAUGAUGAAUUCGAAUUUCCAAGGUAUGACGAUAUACAAUGGAAUAACAACAACGAGGAUCAGGUUCCAAAGGAGGAAUAUGACGCUCAAGUCGACUACUACCUUCAAUCUCCAACACUACAACCGACAUACCUCGAAGAUGAUAUAUCAGUAUGCAGUACUCCAACAACCCUCUCUCCUUCAGAUCAAUCGCCAGCAUCCGAACUUUCAGAGCUACCGGAAUCCACUGAGCCUUGCGAUAUCACCGAAACCGUGGAUGACUUGGGUGUUCGAGUUAUACCAUCACAUCAUGUAGAUUACCUCGCACACGACUGGCCAGAAGAGGAUUUAUGGGCGUCUUGGAAAUUCAUUCAAUCACAUCGUACCGCAUAUGAAAAUAGCAAGAGAUUAGAGAAUGCAUCUUGGAGAGGUUGGGCGAAGAAACGAUCCAACCUGAAAACAAUCGAUCCAUCAACAUUUGGCUGGGAAAAAGAUCAUGAUACAACAUGGCUUUACGGACCACUCCAUAAGCCAGAUUCCUCGAAAUCUUUAUUUUCUUCUCCAAUGGAUAUGGAUUGUCGACCAAAACUGACGAGAUCAAUGUCAUACGCAGACGUCAAUGUAAAGCCGAUUCUUAAACAACGAGGAAUAUGCGAUGUAUUAUUGAAACGUUCACCAUCGGCUGGAUCGGAAUCGAUGGAAUCUUCCCUACCUUCCCUUUCUUCCGGCAGAUCAUCCCCUACAUCGACCUCUUCAAGAAAAUGUGUUCGCUUCAACGAUGAGGUUGAACAAUACAUCGCAGUGAAUAGUUCAUAUGAAGAGGUAACCGACUUUACGAUGGGGAAAUCGAAUAUGCGAAUUGUCGCCAAACUUCCAAAUUCGACUCUCAAGAAUACUGUCGAGGUUGAUAAUAUCUCUGCCGUGGCUUAUAGUCUACAACAAUCUUUGAUACAAGAUCAUUUCGUCCUACCGAGGUUCGAAUAUGAAGAAUACGCCAGCGCUGCGAAUGGUGACGAUGAUGAGUGGGAACUUUCGAUGAUAGGAAUGGAUUUCAAGUCGUCGACGACUUCGAUUUCCGUAGGAGGAGGGAUUUAUUAAUCUGGGUAAUGUUUCACACUUAGCAUGGCGUCUGGGUGGAAUAAAUAAUAGCAGCAUAACAGGUGUUUUGCAUAGCAUGUUUUGAGGAAUUAUGGGAUGAAUGAUACCACUUGCUACUCGGUGCCCUUGGUUGGGCAACCUGACUGGCUAAAAUUUGAAGAGGAACGCAACGUCCUCGUCGGUACUGUAAUGUCCGGCAUGGUUUUGUACCCAUAGCAUAGCACAUAAUGAAAGAAAGAAAGAAAUUAAAACUUAAAGCAUGAGGAUAUUGAUAUGAUGAGAUGCGAUAGUUGAUGGUGUGUACGUGAAUCCUUUGAAAGGAGGAGGUGGUAAAUGAUGUACGUCGUUGGCAAUGUGUAUAUGUAUAUGUAGGUAUGAAUCUAUGAUGAGGGGUAGCUUGGUAUUUUCCUCUAGAGUCGGGUGCGUGAUUGGAU
Molecule: messenger RNA, 2149 nt
Organism: Botrytis porri
Lineage: Eukaryota; Fungi; Ascomycota; Leotiomycetes; Helotiales; Sclerotiniaceae
Exons: 3
Coding region: 510-1715 (401 amino acids)
Biological process (GO): protein catabolic process in the vacuole; cellular response to glucose starvation
Source: RefSeq, a predicted model, not a curated record